Molecule: messenger RNA, 570 nt
Organism: Drosophila willistoni
Lineage: Eukaryota; Metazoa; Arthropoda; Insecta; Diptera; Drosophilidae
Exons: 2
Coding region: 1-570 (189 amino acids)
Source: RefSeq, a predicted model, not a curated record
AUGUAUUCAAAAGUAUUCACUCUUCUGGUCCUGGCCUCCAUUGCCGAAAUUCUGGCUGUUCCCAUAGCUUCAAAGCCAACAGGAAUGUCAGAGGAUCUCAAGCUUAUAGAACUUAUGAUGGUUCAGUCAAAAUCAGGAGAGAAUAUGGAGUGCUUCGGCGUCUAUUUGCCCAUACUUCAGGACAUAGAUACCCAAUAUACUAUCGACUAUACGAAAUGUUGGACCGAUCGUCAAUCUGGAGUAAGCUUAAUCGAGGAAACUUACUCCGAGCCCAGAAGCAACCUUUCAGCAACUGCGUAUGAUAUUUGUGAACCAUUAUUGCAAUGCGAUCCCCAGCAAAGUGAUACCCAAAGCGCCUUCGAAUGCUAUGAGAAAGUUGGUACCGAAAAGUCCAGUACGCUCAACGAUCUAACUCUGGAUGGCGCUCAAUUGGCUCGUGAAAUCGCCGAAGACUUCCGCCGUAUCGACAUUAUCGCCGAUGCUUGCUAUGCCGAAUCCUAUCGCACCUAUUCGAAUGAUCGAAAUGAGGCCCAGGCAAAAUUGGAGGACUGCUUGGCAAAUGGCAUUUAA